AUGGGCGGUUCUAAUGUGGUGGAAAUGCAAGAUUACGGUUUUCUGAAAGAUCUUCGGGUGGAAUUGAAGAUUCCUGACAAAGAAGAAAAUGGGUCUUUCUGUUUAUGUUUCUGGCUUUACCUCACCAAGACUGGUUCUUUUUCCCGCACAAUUCUUCAUCAGGAGCACACUGAUAUAACAUCAAGCAUUCCUUUCCUUGCCUUGAACGAAAAGAAGGAAUUUUUGUUGUUUCCAGUCCUCCAUCUGCAUCGAGAGGCUUCUACCUUUGCCAAUUCAAAUAUGUUGCAAGCGGUCCCAUGUUUAUCAUCCUCUGUGGAUGUUCCUAUUGGAAAGUGGUUUCAUGUCGGAUGCCAGGGCUCACAAAGUUUUCUUCGACUUCAUAUAAAUGGCAAGAUUGUUGGCGAGAAAUCUUUGACGGCAUUCCAUAAUAAUGAAUUGCAUGCAGAUGUUGCAGAGAGAAAUCUUUUGCCUUGCAUCGUUGGAGACAACCACGGAUUUCAGGGUUAUGUGUAUCGUGCAGAAUUGUCAUCUUCAACAUUGCCAGUAAAAACUCACUAUCACGAGAGUGCACCCCUUUGUUUAGCAAUCGAUAUAUCAAGUGCCUCUGACAUUGAUGAUGAAAUUGAUGGUGUCUGGAACAUUGUGGGUGGAAAGGCAUCUUGUCGCAGAAAUUUUUCUCUGGAUGUUGUUUUAUUGGAUGCCUUUGACCAGCCUGUCAAAAAAGAAUUGGAGGUUGUUGCUUCACUUCGCUAUGCUGAUAAUGACGCACCGGUUCAAGAGACGAUUGAUGGAGAAGCUCCUCUUCUUACAUCUUGUGAUGGAACAGAAUAUUCUGUAUCUGAUAGACCAAUCAAACUGAUCAGUGGACGUGCGUCUUUUAGACUUAAGAUUGCUCAGCUUUCAUCUAAGUGCGACAAUAAAAUGUUCCACAUCAGGUUUGAAGUCCCAAAAAAUGGAAAUUAUCCUUUCCUUGUGGCAUUUUCUCUUCCAAUACGUUGUAUUUCACGCAGCCGACAUCCCCGGACAUCUUCAGCUACGUGGAAAAAGUUACCUGCCGGUACGUAUUUGUGCAAUGGAGCUCAAUCUGCUAAGCUGGAUAGUGGAUCCUCCGAGACUUUACAUAAUGUUGUAUGUGAAGCAAAACCAAGUCCCUCAUCAAAGCGGGUGAAAUUAGGACAGGACGAUCCUUUUCACAUGUAUACUGAUUCUUUGACAUCCAACGGAGCUGACGGACAUAAAUUUGAUACCUUGAAUUCUAAGAAGGUUGGCAGUGUAGAUGGGUCAACGGCAGAGAGACACGAGAACCAUGAUAGAUUGGAUAACUUCUCGUCUGAAUCAGAUAACAGUGAAACCACUAGAUCAGAUAUCUGUAUCAUGCCAAGUAGUACAAGUCAAAUUUCUGAUGAGGUUGUUUUCAAGUACUGCCUGGCAGGUCCAUCAGAGAGGGCUCUACUGCUGAAGGAAAUUGCAGUAUCUGUGGGGGAAGAAGAGCUUUCAAAGUUUGCUGAUCAGGUUUCUCUGUUCUCUGGAUGUUCCCACCACUUGCGUCAAAUAAAAAUAGCAAAAAGAUUGAUUGAAGAAGGAAUUGAAGCAUGGAAUUUAAUUUCACUAAACAACCAACAUGUACUUUGGGAGAAUAUGGUUACUGGGGUGAAUGAGCAUUUCAGAAGGAUAGCCUGUGCAAGCAGAUCUUUGACACAACAGGACUUAGAUCUCCUUAGGAGAAUCUCUGGUUGCGAGGGGUUUGUGUCUCAAGUAAAUUUUGAGAAAAUGUGGUUUUGGCUGUAUCCAGUAGCCUUUACAUUGUCUCAAGAUUGGAUCAACAGAGUGUGGAGUUCCGUCUCCCCCAAAUGGAUAGAAGGUUUUUUAACGAAGGAAGAAGCCGAGUCUUCGCUCCUAUGCCCUGGAGGUCUUCAAGAUCCUGGGACAUUUGUGCUACGUUUUCCUACUACAAGGACCUGGCCUCACCCUGAUGCUGGCAAUUUGGUCAUAACAUAUGUCGGCAGUGACUACAAGAUUCAUCACAAGCUGUUGUCUCUGGAGUAUGUAUUCGGGAAGAAGACUGGAAAGAGCCUACAGGAUCUGCUGUUUGAGGAACCUGAGCUUUCUAGAUUGGGAAGGCAAGACAUCUAUCUUAUAGCAUCUGGCCUUUGUUACCGUCGUUGGAAGAGGAAGCAAAUGCUUGUUCAAGACAGUUUCUCAGGUGGGAAACUUGUCCUCUUCAGAUCGCCAAAGAUGAAAGCUUUAAAGGGUAGCAUAUUCUUGAAGAAGACAAUGAAACUGAGCAAUAAGGAUAUCAUUGGAUCAGGUGGUUAUGGGACAGUUUACAAAUUGACCAUAAAUGAGUCUACAUCUUUUGCUGUAAAAAGACUCAACAGGGUAAGUGCAGAACAAGAUCGAGGAUUCGAGCGAGAAUUAGAGGCGAUGGGUGAUAUAAAACAUCGGAACAUUGUUACUCUUCAUGGAUAUUACACUGCUCCUCAUUAUAAUCUUCUAAUAUAUGAGCUCAUGCCUGCUGGAAGCCUGGAUGAACUGCUCCAUGGAAAAUCUUCGAACAAGAUGGUUCUGGAUUGGCCUUCAAGGUACAAAAUUGCAGUAGGAGCUGCAAGAGGGCUAGCUUACCUUCAUCAUGAUUGUAUCCCGCACAUUAUCCAUAGAGAUAUCAAGACAAGCAAUAUAUUGCUCGAUCAGAACCUUGAAGCUCGAAUAUCAGAUUUUGGACUAGCCACAUUGAUGGAACCUAAUAAAACUCAUGUGUCAACUUUAGUUGCUGGAACAUUCGGAUACUUGGCUCCCGAAUACUUUGAUACAGGAAGAGCAACCAUAAAGGGUGACGUCUAUAGCUUUGGUGUAGUUUUACUUGAACUUCUAACUGGAAAGAAGCCUACAAAUGAAACAUUUAUUGAAGAGGGAACGAAGCUUGUAACUUGGGUGAAGACAGUUGUGCAAGAGAAGAGGGAGGGAUACGUUAUUGACAGCCGGCUAGAAGAUUUCCAUGGCGACGAGAUUAACCAGGUGUUCAACAUUGCACUUAUGUGCCUUGAGCCAGAGCCAGCCCAAAGACCUACCAUGUCUGAAGUUGUCAAGAUGCUUGAGCUAAUAAAAUCAUAUGAAUUCCAACCAGAAUUGUGA
Oldenlandia corymbosa var. corymbosa is the source of this 3132-nucleotide messenger RNA. Lineage: Eukaryota; Viridiplantae; Streptophyta; Magnoliopsida; Gentianales; Rubiaceae. The record is from the annotation of a GenBank genome assembly.